This is a messenger RNA of Guillardia theta CCMP2712, 909 nucleotides long. RefSeq lists its product as hypothetical. Lineage: Eukaryota; Cryptophyceae; Pyrenomonadales; Geminigeraceae. The record is from RefSeq and is a predicted model, not a curated record. Bases 1 to 909 code for a protein of 302 amino acids. The transcript is spliced from 2 exons.
AUGUGUAGAUGUGGUAUCGCCGCUGUCAUCCCCUUGACCAUCGUCAACAUGGUGUUUGGCCUCGGUCUUCUGAUCGCUGGGAUCGUUGCGGCUACGUACAAGAUCCCAAACACCUGCUCGGGAUCAUCAUAUUACUACACGGGAAACAAUGAUGGUUACCAGAAUGGAGGAUACAGCAACAGUGAUGGGUAUUCAUCAUCCUACAACUCAGGAUACAGCAGCACAGGCUCCUCUCCCAGCACCUCCCCGCAGUCCUACUCCUACUCGUACUGUGAGGCGGACAGGAAGUCUGCCAACGAUCUCCUCCUCGCCAUGGCGCUCAUGGGAACCUUGCCUGCUGUCUUCCCGCUGGUGUUCGGGGUUUUGGGCAUCGUUACGAGCGUGUACAAGAACAAGAUUGUUGCUGGCAUGCAUCUUGGCUGCCUGAUCUUGGGAAUCGUACUGUCUAUCAUCGGCGUCCUCGUGCUGCUGGUUGUUGCGUCUACUACUUCAGCCUACUGCGACUACGUGGAGCAUGCCAGCACGACUGAAUUCUGCAAGAGAUACGUGGGCAGCUUGUGGGCCAUCGUAGCCCUCAACAUCGUGCUCGCCAUCUACCAGGUCGCCUUCUCCAUCGUCAUGUGCGGGCUAUGCUGCCAGCCCGAUGAGUGGGCAGGGAGCAGGACCAUCGUAGCUGAGACAGUACGGCCUGCCGUACCCAUCGCUCAGGUCGCCGGCACGCUGCCGGCGGGGGGCGAGGGCGGAGGGUACCCGCAAAGGGAGCUGAUUGGAGUGACAGAGUAUCCAGUAGCAGAAGGAGCGGGAGCGGCUUACCCUGGAGAAGUCGCUGUUGCAUAUGCGACCGCUGUCGAAGAAGGAGGAGAAGCAGGGCCAAGGGGAGAGGAGGGACAGACGCCAAUGUAUCCGUAA